This is a messenger RNA of Salmo salar (Atlantic salmon), 1656 nucleotides long. RefSeq names its product hydroxysteroid (17-beta) dehydrogenase 3 (gene hsd17b3). Gene Ontology annotation, molecular function: testosterone dehydrogenase (NADP+) activity. Gene Ontology annotation, cellular component: endoplasmic reticulum. The record is from RefSeq and is a predicted model, not a curated record. Lineage: Eukaryota; Metazoa; Chordata; Actinopteri; Salmoniformes; Salmonidae.
CACUACCCAGUGUGUAUGUCUGGGCUGAGGAAUUGUGUUGUGGUCAGAGCAGACAUACACAUUCUCACACACAGGCCGAGUUUGUUGUUGCAGCCAGACAAUCUUAAAGAGCCAGUGGGUCUGCCAUGGAUUUAAUAGAGCUGUUCUUUGUCUGCCUUGGUGCUGCAGUCGUAGUCUUUUAUGGAGUGAAAAUGGUCCGCUUCGCUAAGAUGCUUUAUCCCAGAGUUUGCUUUCCGCAGCCAGAUUCCUUCUUUACAUCAAUGGGAGAGUGGGCAGUGGUCACUGGUGGGUCAGACGGGAUAGGGAAGGCUUACGCCUUUGAGCUGGCAGGACGUGGGCUGAACGUGGUGAUCCUGAGCAGAACCAAGGACAAACUGGACCGGGUGGCACUGGAGAUAGGAGAAACCACGGGUCAGAAAGUGAAAGUGAUCGUAGCCGAUUUCACUGAGGAUGACAUGUAUGAACACAUUGAGGAGAACCUGAAAGGCUUAAAUAUCAGUGUAUUAGUGAACAAUGUGGGGAUUCUGCCUAGUCAUAUUCCCUGCAAGUUCCUGCAGACUAAGGACCUGGAACAGCCACUGCCUGUCACCAAGGGAGUACCCCAAGGCUCGAUCCUAGGCACCACGCUCUUCUCAAUUUACAUCAACAACAUAGCUCAGGCAAGAAUUACAAAAGUGAUCAACUGCAAUGUGAAAGCCUUGGUCAAGAUGUGCCAAAUAGUCCUGCCAGGGAUGGAGAAGAGAGGGAAGGGAGUGAUCGUGAACAUCUCCUCUGGUGUUGCCAGUGUUCCCUCCCCCAUGUACACCAUGUACUGCGCAUCAAAGGUUUUUGUGGAGAGGUUCUCUCAAGGUCUGCAGGCUGAAUAUAAAGCAAAAAGAAUCAUGAUACAGGCAGUGGCUCCAUUUGGGGUGUCCACCCCCAUGACGGGCUACCAGAAGUCCAACAUGGUGACCCUGACAGCGGAGGACUUUGUCAGGACAUCCCUGGAGUACCUCCAAGCCGGGGACAAGACCUACGGCAGCAUCUGUCACACAGUACUGGCUUGGAUGGUACAGGCUGUUCCUCAGCAGAUCCUCCACAGUGAGACCAUGCAGGACAGUCUACUAGAGUAUGUGAAGAAAAGAGUGGGGACAUAGGUCAUAGGAGAUCAACUGCAACACAUGCACUAUUUUAUCAUCAUGUACUGUAUGCAUGUCUGUAAAUAAGAUAUGCCUUUUAAAUAACUUUUUCACAUGUAUGUUUUUCUAAAACAAGAGGACUGUACAGGCAUUUUUAACUCAUAUUUCUAGUAAGUUGAACUCAAAAUCAAUGUUUAUGUGAUACUGACUCAAAAUGAGAAGUCACUCCAACCUUUCCCAGCAUGCUCUGCUACAGGUCGAUUUUUUGGAAUCUGUGUUUUUUAAUGUACAUUGAGUGAUUGAUUGAUUCAUCUUAUACUACACAAAGAUAAAUAAUACAUGUUUAUAAAAACUAAUCCAAUAAUUUAGUUUGAAUUUUGAACUUCUUACUGAAAUGGUUGUUCCAGUUUAAAUGGCUUAGGCGGUCUCCUCCCAUUGUUCCUAACCCUGGCAGUCAUUAUCAGGUUGCGGGUGAAUACAAAUUUAAACUGUUGGAUAGCCUAACAGGCUGGAUUCCAAUAGAAAUUACAGCAUAAUG